Odobenus rosmarus divergens (Pacific walrus) is the source of this 2339-nucleotide messenger RNA. RefSeq names its product histidine ammonia-lyase (gene HAL). The transcript is spliced from 20 exons. Gene Ontology annotation, cellular component: cytoplasm. Gene Ontology annotation, molecular function: histidine ammonia-lyase activity. The record is from RefSeq and is a predicted model, not a curated record. The coding region runs from base 105 to 2078 and encodes 657 amino acids. Gene Ontology annotation, biological process: L-histidine catabolic process. Lineage: Eukaryota; Metazoa; Chordata; Mammalia; Carnivora; Odobenidae.
CGGCCGACCACACCUCAGUAGUCACUCCCAGAUAAAACUCUCCCUGCCUGGUGGCUGCCACGAACAGAGGAGCCUGUGUCGGGGCCCCGUCGGGACAGGGAGCCAUGCCCAGGUACACGGUGCACGUGCGCGGAGAAUGGCUGGCCGUGCCCUGCCGGGACGCGCAGCUCACCAUUGGCUGGCUGGGCCGCGAGGCCGUCAGGAGGUACAUCAAGAAUAAGCCAGACAACGGGGGCUUCGCCUCGGUGGACGACGUGCGCUUCCUCGUGCGCCGGUGCAAGGGCCUGGGCCUGCUGGACCAUGAGGACCUGCUGGAGGUGGCCCUGGAGGACAACGAGUUCGUGGAAGUGGUUAUAGAGGGCGAUGCCAUGUCUCCUGACUUCAUUCCAUCACAACCAGAAGGAGUUUACCUAUACAGCAAAUACCGGGAGCCUGAAAAGUACAUUGCCUUAGAUGGGGAAAGUCUGACCACAGAGGAUCUGGUCAACUUGGGGAAAGGACGCUACAAAAUAAAGCUCACCCCAACUGCUGAAAAGAAGGUGCAAAAAUCCAGGGAAGUCAUAGAUAGCAUCGUGAAAGAAAAAACUGUUGUUUAUGGUAUAACUACAGGUUUUGGGAAAUUUGCCAGAACUGUAAUUCCUGUCAAUAAGCUAGAAGAGCUCCAGGUCAACUUAGUACGUUCACAUUCUUCAGGCGUUGGGAAACCACUAAUCCCUGAGAGAUGUCGGAUGCUCUUGGCUUUAAGGAUCAAUGUCUUAGCCAAAGGAUACAGUGGCAUUUCCCUGGAGACCCUCAAGCAAGUUAUCGAAGUAUUUAAUGCCUCCUGCCUGCCCUACGUUCCAGAGAAAGGAACCGUUGGCGCCAGUGGGGACCUUGCCCCACUCUCUCAUCUUGCUCUUGGGCUAAUUGGAGAAGGGAAGAUGUGGUCUCCAAAGAGUGGCUGGGCUGAUGCGAAAUACGUCCUGGAAGCUCAUGGAUUGAAACCAGUUGUUUUGAAACCGAAAGAGGGCCUGGCUCUCAUCAACGGGACACAGAUGAUCACCUCCCUGGGCUGUGAAGCCGUGGAGCGAGCCAGUGCUAUUGCGCGCCAGGCAGACAUCGUGGCGGCCUUGACCCUUGAGGUGCUGAAGGGCACCACCAAAGCCUUCGAUACUGACAUUCACGCAGUCCGCCCUCACCGUGGGCAAAUUGAAGUUGCUUUUCGGUUUCGGUCACUCUUGGACUCAGAUCACCACCCAUCUGAAAUAGCAGAAAGUCACAGGUUCUGUGAUCGUGUUCAGGAUGCAUACACCUUGCGCUGCUGUCCACAGGUCCAUGGUGUGGUGAACGACACCAUAGCGUUUGUGAAGAACAUCAUUACCACAGAACUUAAUAGUGCAACCGAUAAUCCUAUGGUUUUUGCCAGCAGGGGAGAGACUAUUUCUGGAGGAAACUUCCAUGGUGAAUACCCAGCCAAAGCCCUAGACUAUUUGGCCAUUGGAGUCCAUGAACUUGCUUCAAUUAGUGAAAGAAGAAUUGAAAGGCUCUGUAACCCCUCUCUCAGUGAGCUGCCUCCCUUCCUGGUGGCUGAAGGUGGUCUGAACUCUGGGUUUAUGAUUGCACAUUGCACCGCUGCAGCGCUUGUUUCUGAAAACAAGGCUCUGUGCCACCCCUCGUCUGUGGACUCUCUCUCCACCAGCGCUGCCACGGAAGACCACGUCUCCAUGGGAGGAUGGGCAGCAAGGAAGGCCCUUCGGGUCAUCGAGCACGUGGAACAAGUGCUGGCCAUCGAGCUUCUUGCAGCCUGCCAGGGCAUAGAGUUUCUACGCCCCCUGAGAACAACCACUCCUCUGGAGAAGGUGUAUGACCUGGUGCGCUCUGUUGUAAGGCCCUGGAUAAAAGAUCGCUUCAUGGCUCCAGACAUUGAGGCUGCUCACAGGCUGCUUGUAGAGCAGAAGGUUUGGGAGGUCGCUGCACCAUAUAUUGAAAAAUACAGAAUGGAACAUAUUCCAGAAUCCAGACCUGUUUCUCCAACAGCCUUUUCACUGGAAUUUCUACAUAAGAAAUCCAUCAGAAUUCCAGAGUCCGGGGAUCUUUAAUGGGCUUUGUCAUAGAUUAGUAGAUCAGAGGGUCCUUGGUUGAACAGCAAGCAAUAUUAUGCUGAAGAGGCCUGAGGACUUUCCUAAGUAGAUCAAUCCAUUAUAUUGUUCAGUUCUGCUAAAACCUCCUUUGCUUAGGCUGGUGACAUCAUUGAAGUUGCUCACUCUAGCACUGUGUUCUUGUUGACCUGGUUUGAAACACAGAAGCUGUUUUCAGAUUAUAGGAGUUUUCUCUCUUCCUUAACAGUAUCAACAGGCCAC